AUGGAUCCCAACAAUGGUGCUUCUUACGGAGGCUACGGAUACGGAGACGCAUAUGCGGCGACCAAUGACCCUAACGAAUCCGUACGUUCACGUUCCAAACUAAUGAAGAAUAUUUUGUAUCGUUGCUGAAACGGGUUGAAGUGAUGUUACUGGUUGUUGAUCUAAGGUGCAAGUAAAUUUGAAAAUUUCUUGUUUCGUCUAAAAUAUUUUUUUUCAUAAAAAAUCCGAAAAAAAAUUUGUGCCUUAAAAGAUAUUAAACAGAUCCGAUACCCGAUUCAUUUUCUCAGCAAUAAAAUAUAUUGAAUUCAAGAAAGGAGGUUUGGACGUCACCGUACGGUAGAACAGGCGGAAUGCUUUGUUUUCUUUGAAAGCAUACCGCCUGACAAAAAUGAUAAGUAUUGAUGAUUGAAAGAAUUAUUUAAGUUGAACUACGGAUGGCCUGCGGCAGGAGUCAUGAGUUCUAUGUCGGAGGGACAGGCUCCUUACCAACAAUCGAGCGGAUUCCCACUAAAGGUUCAAAAUUCAUUUAGUUAUUCAAAGGAAAUAUUUUAACAGAAAAGUAAAAACGGAAUUUCAGGGUUCUGGACGAGGAUUCGUCGCCCAGGGCGGUUCGUGGGCACCUCCGCCGACUCGAAGUUCUUUCCCUCGCAAAAAUGGUCCCCCAUUUGGCUGGAAGGUCUCUCCAUAGUUGAAAUUCACUUUUUAUAGAUGAAAAAAAUGCGCCAAAAAAUUCUUUUUUAAAAAAAAGCAGAGACGAACAUUUCUGUCGUGAAGUUCAGUAAUACAAAACCCGAAAUUUUCCAGUUGCUGAACUAAAUUCCGCUAAAAUUUGAUAAUUUUAUGUUUGAGGCUUUUUUCUUGUUGUGAUGCAUAGCAUCAAAAAAGAAAUUGCAUUUUUCAGCACUUGAAAUUGAUUUUAUCGCUUCAGAAUAACGUCCAAAAGAAGUCGGAUACUCAAAAACGCGUGGAAGCCGCUGGAAAACUCCCCGCCAUGCUGCUCCACGAACUUUUCCGCAACGUCACCGAAGAGUUGGUUAUUAUUCUUUUUAGGAGUUAUUCGAAUAAGAGAUGAACUUUUGUUGUUUCAGCUACCAAGAAGUUCAGUCAGUCCCCAAGAAGUAUCGGUGCAACAUCACGAUCAACGGACAGCAGUUUUCCAUGGAAGCCGCCAACAAAAAAGCAGCCAAACACGUAGAUUUCCAAGCUAUUUUCUGUCGUAAAGGCUCAAUUCGUUCACGAAAUAUUUAGAAUUAGUAGUUCUGGAACUUGAUUCUUUUUCAUUUUUCUUCGUUUGUAAGCAUUAUUCAAAUUCUAAAAAAAUGUUUGAAUUUUUUUGCGUUUCUGGGGUUUUAUGACAGUAAUUUUUUUGUUUUGAUUUUUGAAAAAAAUUACUUUUAAAAACACAAGGAAAAAAAUAGCCUUAUAUUUUUUUCCAAUAAGAAAAAGAGUUUUUUUGUGAAAUUCCAUGUAGAAAUCAAGCCAAAAAAAGCUCUGUUUUUUUGAAUUUUAUAAUUUCUUUUUAGGGCAUUUGUGCGUUUAAAAUUGUUUUGAAAGCGAAAUUAAAGCUGUUUUCAGAGUAAUUCUCGCGAAAUAAGAAAUUAUCUCUGCUUUUUAAUAUUCAGAUAUCUUUUUCACUCUCUGGCGGCUAUUUUAAAUGUUUCGAUAUCACUUUUAACCCGGUACAAUGGUUCCAAAAUCGAUGAGCUUUGGCCUUUAACUUGAAGAAAAGAUUGUUUCUCGGUGUAAAGUAUGGUUUUUUAAGCGCGCUGCGGAGCUGGCCCUCCGGUCUCUCCGACCCGACCUUCAGGUCAAGCCUUACGAAGAAGGAAUCACAACCGUGCCGACAAACGCCGUCGCAGCGAAAAGACCGGUGAGGAACGGUUGUUUUGCGCGAAUCUUAGGAGGGAAUCGGCUCUCGUCUAGCACUAGAUUGCUUCCCACUGUCUUGCUCUUCUUCCCAAAUAUCAUGCUCAUCUAUUCAGGUUAUUCAGGCUGCUGAACCUCUCGCGCAACAACACGAAGGCGCGAAGAACAACGUCGGCGGCAAGAAAAUUAAGGUUUUCCCCUCAAUUAUCCAAUAAAGUUCCUAAUUUUCCUGUCUUUUUCUCAGCUCUCUCCCCUGGAUUCGGCACUCUCGCUGCUGGACUUCUUUCGCAAACUGUGUUCUGAUGCUGGAGCCGCCUUCGCGCCGGUUUUCGACUGUGCCCCCGUCGGGAAAACCGAUAGCCCCACCGACAGCCAAACCGAGUACACGUGAGCGCUGGUUCUUUUGGAAAAUACAGCAGAUGGAAUCAAUUAAAAAAAGAAUUCGUGAAAAUUCAUUUUUUGGGAACAGCUCCACUAUUAGAGCGAUAAAAUUGUAGUUUCGAAGAACUUUCGAGAAAACCUACGUUAAAGCUUUUUACUGGCCGAGUUCAUUCCUAACAUUUCGUAACAAAAAAAGCGUUUGAAAGAUUUUUACCUUUUUGAAUCACAAGUUUAGGUCGAAAAUAACGGGAAAUAGUUUCACUUACCAUCAAAAAGAGGUUUUUUGUGAGUGAUUCCAAUCCAGAUUUAUUUUUUUGCUUUCAGCGGUACGACUCAUUGUGUAUAAACAUUCACACUGAAAAAGGGUUUUUGAAGUUUUCAGGGAAUUAUAGUUUGACUGAAAGGCGAAAGAAACUUUUUUGUAUUGAUAUGAGAUUAUAUAACAACUUUAUCGCCGAUAAUUUUUAACUUUUCACUUAAAUUUAACUUCUCGAAAAUCCGCUGAAAGUUUUUUUAUAUUUUUUUGACAGUCCUGAAUCGUUUACGAGAUGUAAGGAUAGUUUUUGACACAUUGACAAAAAUUUAAGAAGAAAAACCUAGAUAUUUUAUAAAUAAUACCAAUUCUAGUGUGACACUGCUUUUGUCCGCACAGUAGGUUCUCAAAUAUUCAAAAGCUGAAAAGUCCGAACCUUGACAAAAAUUACCUAGAAAUCUUGGAAAACAGACAACUUUCCAGUGUGACGCUGUCUUUCCCGGCGCAGCAGCGAACUUACACAAGAACCGGAAAAGGGAAAGCGAUGCUCAAGGACUUGGUCAUCCGCGAGGUUUCCCGAAUCUUCGAAUCUUCAGUUAUGAACUCGGCUAUUUUCCAGGCUCUUCAAGACUUUUUCAAAAUUUCCGACGCCGAUAUCCGCUCGGUGAUCCGUCGUAAUCUGUGCAAUAAGAUUCAGACGGACAUUCCAAUUGUUCAGGUUUUUUCGACCAAAUUUAAAAUUUGAUAGAUGGAAUAAUUCAGACCUUGCACAUCGUGUGUGACUUGUCUCAUUGCGACGUAAAGUUUACGGUAGGAAACCACUGAUUUUUAGUAAUAUUCAAAUGCAUUUUUUCCAGUUUGAUACACCCGACAAUAUCCCGCUGGGUACUGGUCCCACUCCUUAUAUCGCCGUUUGCAAGAUUAUCGAUCAUUCCGGUUAGUUUUGGGCAUUUUUUAAUGAAGAACGUGGUUAAUUAGUUUUUUGAAAGUUUAGGGAAAAUUUUUCGAUUUGUGAAAAUACUAGAGAUUUUUUAUAGCUCAUCCAUUCUUUGAGAACUUUCGGCUUGACAAUCUCGUAUAUUUUCUGAUUCAAAGUGUUAACUUAGCUUGUAGUAAUCAAAACCCUUAACUGUUUUGAACUUUUCACUUUUUUAAAACUUCAUUUCGUUCUUUCAAUCAGAAACAAAACUUCAAAACAAAAGUUUUCCGGAGAAAAAGUUGGAAUGUUGACGAUCACAUGUAGAUGAACUACGAAAGUGAAAAAUGUAAAAUGAAGUCACAAUUAAGAAGCAAUUAAUAAAAAAAGAUCGGCUAGAUAGUCAUUUUUCUUUGAUUUCUUCAAAAUUUGAAAAGAGCGAUUUUUCCAGAAGGAGAUAAAGAAAUUUCCUUCAAAUCGGAACCGGCCGGAUCGAAACACGAGGCCAAGGAACGCGCCGCCCUUCACAUGCUCAGGUUCAUCAUAUCCAGAAAUGCUUCUAAUUUUUUUAUCAGUUUUUUUAAAGCGAAAAAAAUAUCAACUAUUUCUCACUUCGGCAUUAUAUUUUGUUGCUAGAACACGAGCGCGUUUUUUAGCUCCUCUGAUUUUUUUAAUUAAAAUUUUUUGUUAGAGCAAAAUCUAUAGUUGAUGCAUUUUGACUGCUUCCUGUCGUUAUAACUAAUUUCGAUGAAGUUCGAAAACGAAAUUUAAAAAAAAAUCCUAACCUCCUAGCACCAAUUUUUGUUAUUAAUUCUACCUCUGACAGGAGCUAUUUCGAAAUCGACCCUGUCUCAAAAGUCGGAGAUGAAAAUCAACAGGGCCAAGCAGUUCAGGGCCCUUGUCAAAUCUUGAACAUCAUGUGGACCAGGCGAAACAAGGUAAAAUCAUCAUCUACCUUUUUUUAUUUAAAAAAAUAUUUUUUUCUCAGAAAGCAGCUGCCAUCAAAUACGAUUUCACUGACCUUUCCCUCAACAACAUGCCCAAUUUCUUGUAAAACCAUAAAAUUUUGGCAUUUUUAAAGAAUUACUUUUUAGAUGUUUCUGCGAGGUUGAAGGCGAAAAAUACCAAGGCGAAGGUCGAUCGAAAAAGUUGGCGAAAAAUGCGGCUGCGACGGAGGUCCUCAGGGCUCUCUUCAAGGUUUUUCGAAUUCUUGGCCAGGAAUAAUGAAACUUGAGUUCAGUACGAAUAUUCCGUGGACGGACCUUUGCCGCCGGAGUUGGCCCCGAAAAAACAUUCAGAUAAACAGGCGGAAAAGAAUUCUCGAUUUGAGGGAGCUGUCGUUUCUCCGCUGUAAGUUUUCUGGAGAAAAAUGAGUUUUUUGAAUUUCAUUUGAAUUGAUUACAUACAUCGGCUGGAUCCCACCCCAGCGUUUUUGCGCGCGAAAGAAAAUUUGAAAAUAUACUGGAGUAGGCCGCAGUUUGAGGGGGGUAGGCCGCACUCCCGGGCGGGAUCUAGCCGACGUAUGAUUGAUUAGGGAGUCUGUGAAAAUUCGGAGUUUUCAAGAAUAAGAACUUCAUUGUGGCAGUAGAAAGAGGGAAGUUGAACUAUUUUCAAACGAAAAAUUAGACAGAAGUUUGAAAAGGUCGCUUUUUGUGAACGUCCGUCUUUAUUAAAAAAUCUGUGAAAAUUCGAAACUUCCAAGAAAAUUGGAUGAGAAUUUCAGAGUGUCAGUAAAAAUAAUGAGAUCGAAGUAAAAAGUUCAGUAAAGAGCCAGAAAUUUAAAAAGACUUCUGUGAACGUUCGUGGCAGUUGAAAUUUUCACCCAUCAUAUCCGAAUUUUUCAAAAAUUUUGAACUUUGGCCUUAAUGCGUAACGAAAAAAAAUCACUAAGGAAUUUAAUUUUCGACCUAAACCUUUUUUUUAGUUCCUAUGUAUAUUUGAUUUCUAGAAGCCAGUAAUGAAAUGAAGUAAAGGGAUAUGGGUAUUCCAAUAGUUCAACAUAAAAUAAUUUCAAAACUAACUGUGACCAUAUUUUCCGACAAAACGUUUGACCCUACCUCGACUCCUUCAAACGCAGCUACUUGCAGGUGCACGGAAAUCUUGGAGUUCAGCAAGCAGAAGUACUACGACAUGUGUUCCGAGUUUCGUAUUGGAAUGAGCACUCAAAUGGCUUGGUUGGACUUUUCCUGUUCUAAGAAGACCUCGAAAAUGUUGCAGCUUCUUCCUCGUGAAUGAGAAAAAUGAGAAACGUCUUCUUUCGAUCGGCUCCUCGGCGCCGACCGUCAUCGACGUCGGCACGUUGACUUCGGCCAAAGGCAACAGCAUCGUCCAUCUCGAUCCCCUCGUCUUGGCUCGUCGUGGACUCGUUCGGUUAGCCUGAGAAAUUGAAAAAAAGAAAGAGCCGCGACGAGUUUUCCAUUUUUAAAGUAGCACCCGCGGAUGCUACCGCCGAUCGCCCGUUUGACCCCAGCCGAGCAUCCGAAACACAAUUUUUAGCCGCGUAUAGACCAUACAUGGGAUAAGCAUGGCUAGCAACAGCCAAGUCCUUCCACCCCACGCCCCCUUGCUCCAUGCUCAAAGAAAAAAAAUUUCAUCAUUAAUAACUAAGAAAAAUCGCUUGUUCGAUUUUUUAUAUAAGAUCGGACUAGCGCCGCCCUGAAAAUUUUGUUUACUUUUUUUUAUCGCACAAUCGCCCAAAUAUGUUUCUUUUUUUCCGAGUAUCAAACAAGAGAAAAUAAAGAAUGAUUCAGCCAUUUUCCUAUACCUCACUUCAGGUAUCUGAUGUCGGAGGUCGAACUCGAAGCGCAGGACCCGACGCAAACGAUCUUCCUCCGCGGCGCUGAUAACAAGCUCAAGCUAAGGCCCAAUUACCAUCUCGUGCUCUACGCGAACUACCCGCCCAACUGCAGUUUUGCCGCCCUCGAAAGACCCGAAAAACGCCUGAGCUAUCUGACGUGAGAACACGACUCCAAUUCUUCAAAGUGAUCGUUUUUUUUCAGUCGAAACGCGUUUUUACCGACUCCCGACGAGCCGCAAACCCUCCAAGAAGUUCAAGAAACGAGCGAGAUCCGCAUAAAUAGCACGGCUGACAAGGUCUUCAAGUGGUCUGUUCUAGGUUCGUCGGAAAUCUUUUUUAAUCAUGAAAGUAUCUUACAUGGGAGAUCAUUUUAGCGUAGGGUUCAGAAUUUUUUCUAAAUUUGCUCAAACAAUCUUUGAUGGACUGGGAAUCGAUCCCCCAUAGUCGCUAUCUGCACAAACUUUUUGUUUUGAAGAUAUGACUUUUCAAAGAUUUUAUCCUUAACCAUGUGACGCCGUUUGGAAGGAAUGUGGCCGCGCCACCAACCACUGCAUGGCAGCUAGGAGCGUGGUGCAGUGGUUAGCGUGUUAGCCUGCGGAGCCUAUUAUGAAGGUUCAAAUCCUUUUGCCGCUAACUUUUUUUUGCCAUUAUUUUUUUAAAGAAUUCUGAUAAGAAUAUUAAAAUUUCAUGAGUAAAACCUUUCCAAAUAAGUUCGAUAGCUAUUUUCUUUCUAAAAUCGCUUUUUUUUAUGGACAAUAGUUAUGGAAACUUUCUGAAGUUGUGGCGGACUUCAUCAGAGACUAUUUUUUUGAAAAUCAGCGAAAAAUGUUUCAGAAAAGCGCUGAACCUUCAUCGAAGAUCUUCGCAUGUCUUGGUUGUGAUAAAUAACAGUGGCUUUUCAAUAUUUCAAUAGCCAAUUUCUGUCUUACGUCUGAAGAAACAUCUUUACAGAAUAUGAAAACUUACCUGUCAUCCGAGUUUUAUUGAAAAAAAAAAAUUUCCAAACCCUAUUUCCAUCCUAAUCCAGAUUUUUUUUUUCAAAUUUUCGGGAAUCUAAUGUCGUGUUCAAAGUAAUUUCCGCGAAAUGCAAAAUGAUCUCUGACUCUCCAAAAUUUAGUGAUCUUUUCCUUUCUCUAACGGGUAUUUUGCAUUUCGCGGAAAUUACUUUGAACACGGCAUAAAAAUCUUUUGAGCAAAAUGUUUUUGGGAAAAAUUCUCUGAUGAUGUGAAGUCCGCCACAACUUCAGAAAGUUUCCAUAACUAUUGUCCAUAAAAAAAGCGAUUUUAGAAAGAAAAUAGCUAUCGAACUUAUUUGGAAAGGUUUUACUCAUGAAAAUUUAAUAUUCUCAUCAGAACUCUUAAAAAUAAUGGCAAAAAGUUAGCGGCAAAAAGGAUUUGAACCUUCAUAAUAGGCUCCGCCGGCUAACACGCUAACCACUGCACCACGCUCCUAGCUGCCAUGCAGUGUUUGGUGGCGCGGCCACAUUCCUUCCAAACGGCGUCACAUGGUUAAGGAUAAAAACUUUGAAAAAUCAUAUCACCAAAACAAAAAGUUUGUGCAGGUUGCGACUAUGGGGGAUCGAUUUCCAGUAUAUCAAAGAUUGUUUGAGCAAAUUUAUAAAAAAUUCUGAACCCUACGCAAAAAUGACCUCCCAUGUUACUGGGAUUUUUGGAAUGAGAACACUCACGUUUUCUGUACUUUUUGAUGAACAAUUCGCGUUAGGUUUUCCAUAAUCGGAAUUUCAUUAACGACAGUAAUAUAUUGAUAAAUCGUUGUUGAGCCCAACUAGAAAUAUUAGUUUUUUUUUUUCAAGUUCUUUUUUGAACGGCCAUGACUUUUGGCGCAUACCUAUGCGAGAGUUUCCGUGCUCAUAUUUCUCGAAAAGUCCUCUUUUGAGAUUAGGAUGCUCCCUAGGUAGAGAAAACAUGCUAAACGAGUGGCAAUAGAAUAUAAUUUUUUUUGUAGUCCGGUGAAAAUAUUUUUUUGCUCAAAGUUUUGCUCUGGAAGAAGGGAAAAAUAACCUCUGAUCUCAUUAUCAGGUGUGCAAGGCGCUCUCUUGUCGACUUUGAUGCAUCCAAUCUUGCCGACGACUGCAUUCUUCGGUCAUGCCGCGCCGGUAACAUUCCUACCUUUCAUGAAAAUCCUCUGGAAAUAGUUCCCGAUGCGCAUUUGCAGAGUUUAACUCGAGUUUCUAAAAAUCGCUCUCUGAUUUGUAGGUGAGCGACGAAUCUCUGAAAUUCGCUCUGUUCGGUCGGCUGGGAGAGCCAAAAAUUCCGUUUACUGUGGAGUCAAAACGCGUUAGUUUCUCUUAUUUUUGAAGGCAUUUUGAAAAAAUCUCCAGGUGAAUAUCAUGAUGCUUCAAAGCGAACCUCAUCUGUGGUACCGCUCUUCAAACGGACCCGAGGUUCGUCGUUUCCUACCAGUUUAAUCCAGAAAUAAUGUUUUUUAGGUUAUUGACUGCACUACUGGACGUACAACCAAGGGAGCUCCAUCCAAAGUUUGCAAAUCUGAGCUCUUUGAGGUUCGAAUUCGCUCUUUUCUAUGGUAUCUCCUGAAAUCUCGAUUUUAGGAGUACCGUAAGUUGAAAGACGCCAUCACUACAACGGAAAGCUACGAAGACACCAAAGCUCGUGCUCACGAGUACCAACUCGCCAAGAAUAUGUUCUACGAACAGGUACUGUGAGAAUACGGGGGAAUACACUGAUACUUUCAAUUAGCUUUCUGGAAUUUGCCGUAAUUUAGCUUUAAAAAUUUUUAAUGGACGGAAUGGUACUUACAUAUUCGCUAUCUGCGCAAAUUUCUUGUUUUUCAUUAUUUUUCAUAUUCGCUUGGAAGACAGAAAUGGUUCUGAAACCCAUAUCCUGCAAUUUUAAAACUGUUCGUAUAUGAGACUGGGGUCUGAGCAGAUUUCUAAAAAAAGUAGAUAAAAAAAUUGUCCGGUGCCAUUUUCGUUUGUGGUCCCUUUGAAAGCCUGGAAAAGACAAUUCAGUCAUCGAUGACUUGGGAAAAUAUUAAAUUUCGCCCUCUUUUGUACAAAACUAGAUUUUUUUAUGGUUUAUAUUAAUAAACUUGAUUAUUGCGUUGAAAAUAGGUUUAAAAUAUAUCAAAACACAACUGAAAAAGAAAAAAUACAAAGAAAGAACAAAAACAUAAUAUCCAAAGCACAAUACGGAUUUUUGAACAACAGAAAUACCGUUUCGCAAUUGCUUCAAAAGCAAAAAUAUUUGAUUCAAAACGUAUAUGAAAAAGCCAUAGUUGACGUAAUUUAUCUGGAUAUAAGUAAAGCCUUUGAUUCCGUAACACAUCGAAGAAUGUUGGACUUACUGGAAUCCUAUGGUUGCAAUGGUCGGCUACUCUCCUGGUUUCAGAGCUAUCUCAUUGGACGUACUCAAAUGGUACGCAUAAAUGAAGCUCUAUCCGAUGAAAUUCCCGUACUUUCGGGUGUACCACAGGGUAGUUGUUUGGGUCCUUUGUUUUUUCUACUUUACAUCAAUGAUAUUGAUAAAGUAGUCAAACACAGCGAACUAUUAACAUAUGCCGACGAUUGUAAAUUAAUGAUAAGCUCGAAAAAUAGAAAAAUUUCGAAAAAUAAGCUUCAGGAAGAUCUAAACUCUAUUCAUAACUGGCUAGCAGAUAGACAGCUUGUCCUUUCGAGUUCAAAGAGUAUACAUGUCAGAUAUGGUAAAUCCAAUACUGAGAACCCUUCUUACACAAUAAAUGGCUCAAAAAUUCCAACAGAUGUAUUCAUCACAGAUCUGGGAGUACAUUUUAGUUCUAAUUUAAAAAUGAAUGGUCACGUGAAUGUAAUUGUGAAAAAAUGCAUGAAAAUCGUGAAUAAUCUUUUUAGAUGUUUUACCUUCUCGCACACUAACUUCAUGAAUUGCUACAAGUUGAAGAUUUUACCUGUUCUUGAAUAUGGGUCAGAACUUUUCUGUCCUCUAACAAGAACAGAUAUCGAUAGAUUGGAAUCAGUUCAAAGGAAGUUUACUAAAAGACUUCAACGUCUCGGACUAAACACCCUUUGGCAAAGACGUUUAAAGAAAGACAUAACUGCUGCUCACAAUUUCAUUUACGGAUACUAUUGGUGCCCAUCUCCAAUCCCUUUACAAAAUACAACAAGUAGAUCGAAUCAACUGCGAGGAAAUGGUCUCAAAAUAGAGCGGCCUCUACUUUCUGACAUACACUACCGGUUCAUCAAUCAAAGAGUUUACAAUCAUUGGAAUCACAUGGAUAGAAACAUAGUAUUUGAGUAUGAAAAAAAUAAGUUCAGAUCUAAACUUGAGAAAUGGUUUGAAAACAACAUUACAGAACUAAACACUCUUGAUCCAACAAAAAUAUGAAAGCUACCUAAUCGACAUCUAAAAGAAUAACUUCAUGGUUAUUCCAAUUUACUCAAGUGGGGGGUUAACACGACCGCGAGUCCUCUUCCCUCCAUCACCACAAGUUCCGACACAUAUGUUCCCAAACUCUCCCUACAUCUCUUUCGUGAAAUUUAGUACUUGUGUGUGAGAAAUAAAACAUUUUGAUGAAAGAAGCUUUUUUUUCUGACAAUGUUAAACCUGUGAAGCGGAAGAAAUUGUUCGAAGAAUAAACAUGAAAAAUCUUUGUUCCAUCACAAAAAUGAAAAAAAAAAACAAUUAAUUUACAGCUCCAAAAAGAUGGAUUCGGCGCGUGGCAGAAAAAGCCAAAGGAACUUGUCGAUUUCACGUUCGAUUCCCUGGACGUCAAGUUUUAA
Molecule: messenger RNA, 10949 nt
Organism: Caenorhabditis auriculariae
Lineage: Eukaryota; Metazoa; Nematoda; Chromadorea; Rhabditida; Rhabditidae
Source: the annotation of a GenBank genome assembly